Molecule: messenger RNA, 1575 nt
Organism: Chara braunii
Lineage: Eukaryota; Viridiplantae; Streptophyta; Charophyceae; Charales; Characeae
Source: the annotation of a GenBank genome assembly
GCCGGAAAAAGACUGUGGUAUCAUGUGACGUGACCCCACCGUGAUCCACCGGAAAUCUGGUCGCGCUUCGCUGCGGAGCGUUGCGGCCGUCAGCGUGGUGAGAGGGGUUGGGGUUGCCUGCGUUGCCUUGCGUUUCGUUUCGUGUGGUGGCACUCCAGCCCGCCACAAGCUGUCUGAUCAACAGUAGAUUUCCUCCACGUCUUCUACGUACGGUAGUCCUUGUCUUUCCGUAAGCACCUACGGAGAGGGAGGAAGAAUAAAGAGGUCCCAUCUUCUUCAGCGCCGGUUUGACGUCGGUCACCGAACAGAGGGAAGCUCACGAUGGCAGCCUCUCUAGCUUCAAAAUGUUCGUCAUGGGCAGUUAGGGCAGGGCAAUGCGCAUCAUCGUCUUCCCUGCAGCCUGCUGUGAGGGGGACAAGGGCUCCCUCCUCACAGGCACCUGCAACAUUGCGCCAUCACCUCAAGGUUGCAAUGCUCAAAUCUGGAAGCUGUUGUAAGGCAUUGUCGUCUGAUUUUUUUCGAGGCGUACGCUUGGCAAGAAACAGCUCUAGUUGUCGUGCGCCAGCACAGAGGCUUCCCGCAAUUAGCGCUGUUGUAGCAGUAGAAACGGAGCAAGCUGUCCAGGUGGAAGAGAGAUAUCGUCUGGAUAACCUAGGUCCACAGAAGGGAUCUAACCAUCGUGCAAAGCGUAAGGGACGUGGUAUUGCAGCAGGUCAGGGUGCGAGCUGUGGUUUCGGUAUGCGUGGCCAGAAGUCACGAUCUGGGCCGGGAGUUAGACCGGGUUUUGAAGGUGGACAGACGCCACUUUACAGAAGACUGCCAAAGCUGAGGGGUAUUGCUGGAGGUAUGGGUGCUGGCCUACCCAAGUAUGUGGCAAUGAAUCUGGAGGAUCUGUUUGAGAAGGGUGCUGUUGAGGGCGAGGAGAUCACAUUGGAAAGUCUGAAAGCAAAAAGACUAGUCAAGCCAACUGGACGGGAUCGGAGGCUUCUUUUGAAGGUUUUGGGAGAUGGGGAAGUUCCUGUGAAGUGUACCGUUAGAGCCGGCAGUUUUUCGGCAUCGGCCAGGGCAAAGUUGGAGGCAGCAGGAUGCACUGUCAUAGUCGAAGGCCAUAAGAAAAAGUGGACAAAGAAGGAAUACUUCAGGGAGAAGAAGGCUGCUGCAGCAGCUGCCGCGGCGGCGUCGAAGUGAUGGAUUGGUCCUUUUUCCCGUGAUCCGCAAGAUUAGGCUGGCGACAGGCCGACAGCCAAACAAGAGGCCUACCUUGCUCUGCUGAGUCUUGCCCACUUUCUUUUGCCAGUUGAUAUGUAAUUGAUGAUAAUACAAAGAUUUUGAAAUCAAAAUUAUCAAAUGAAAUUUGUAAGUUUUUGAAAUGAAACGAAACUUCUGUUUUCACUGCUGAGCUUUGUGGAUUCACCUCUUUUCCAGUGAGGUAAAGCGUACACCCAUAUGUCCUGAUCACACAGAGAACCAACAAUCUGUACCUCCUUCGGCUGUCUUGCAACCAAUGACAACUGCCCCCCCACCUGGAUUCACGCUCAUCUUCAAUUUCAACGAAAAUGAAUUAAGAAAAAAAUC